AUGGCGGGGAGAGGGCUCAUGGCGAUCUUUGCUGCCUGGUUUGCCUGCCUUCCACUUCUGGGACAUUCAAUGCGGGCAGAGCUCGAGGACAUAGAAUCGCAGAUGCUGAGUGACGCGGACGCGGCCAGCUUUGCCCAAGCAUCCGAGGUGCUGCUGAGAGCAGCUGACAGCUUCUACAUGAGCACUGAGAUGAUGGAGGAACGCCGAGAGGCCGAGGGCCACAUGCUGGCAGCCGGGCUUCAGGAGCUUGGGCUCGAGGUGCAAGACCGUUUCCGUUUGUUUGCGCUGGGUCGCGCGUUGAAGUUGGCCCAGCGUGCGAUCAGCCUUCACGAAGACCCGGAGCCGCGGAGCAGCACGCAACGAUGGAAAACUCUCAAGGCGAUGACCCACGCUGCGAUGAGCGGCUACAAUGCAAGUUGUGAAGACUCCGGCAACCUCAAUCGUUGGCUCCUGGACAUGACUGCGGCCGAAGGGACGAGGCAACAAGCGAACACCGCGGCGCACCUGAGGGCGCUGCAGGCUUUGCGGAACUAUUGCAGGCUCAAGGCGCUUGUCAAGGCCAAGGACGGCAAGAUCGAAGUGAGCAACGAGGACUUCCAGCGACUCCGUGAGAAGACGGAGAGAAUUGACGGUCACACCCCGCUGGAGCCCGUGCCGCGCGGCAGCAUCCACCAAACCGCGGAGGAAAAACGCCAAUGGCACAAGGCUGAAGCCAUGAAAGACCUCCAGUGGAUCGGCAACUGGAACCCUGCAAGCGUUCAGCAGCUGAAGGGCCUCUUCCUGAGGGCCACAGUCAUCAACAGGCGCCUCACCGCAUUAGCGGAUCUUAUCGCAAAGAACUCACAGGUGGAUUGGAUGACGGUGGAGAAGAAGUCGGAGAGGAAACUGUCACUCGGGGCUUUGGGCGAUGCUGUCGUUAAAGGUGUGAAAUUUGUUGGCAAAUAUACGAUGGAGUACAUCGCGAAGCUUGGGAAGAACACGCAGAUGUUCUUUGUGAACUGUUGGUCGAGCUUCAAGCAGCGGCUCUCGCAAUCAGAGCGCCGCUGCAAGAAGGAUGGCGAGAAAGGUUCCCUUCGUGCAGCCAAAAAAGCCAACCUGGGCACUGACAUGGGCGAGGAAGCCAUCACCGCGCGGGCGCAGACGCUUUCAGACACGAGCGCGGAGAACCUGCAAGUCCAGACGGCCAAAGUGGACGAAGCUCUCAAUGAGGCAGCAGACGAAGCAAAUCGAGGUGCUCUGCCGGAGGAGGAGGCAAGAGAAACAAUGCGCACGGCAAGAGAAACUGCCCAGAAUCUCCAGGGCGAACUCGUUAAUAACUCCGAUGAUCAUGCAGGAGUCAUGCAGAAGAUCGAUGACGCAGAGACGAGCAUCGAAACUGCGGAGACGCACGUGUGCCGAACAGCGCGCAAGGGCGCGGUGCAGCACCUCAAGGCCGUGUUUACGAAGGCGCAGAACGUCAUGAAAAGCUCUUUGAAGGUCACGGCACCGAAUCUGGCCAUCCGCGGCUCGGGCGUGAGUGCUGCUGGAAUUGGGGGAGGAGUUGAGGAGGUCAUUGACUUCCGGAACCGCGAGAUUGGGCAGUUCAGGUGGGGCGCCGGCUUCUUCGGGCCCUCAGUGACUGGAGCCAGCCUGGGCGGAUACGCCGGGUUCGGCUGGAAGGGCUACAAGCAGAACUGGACCUUGCAGGAGGCGUAUGUCACAGGCCUCUGGACUGCUGCGAGUUUAACGCCCUCCAUCUUCGGCAUCAACGCAGGGCUCGGCGUGACAUUUGCCACGGAUGCCGACAAUUCCGUCCCAGGCCCUUGGGUGCCGGAGCCCCACGGGGUGAACGGCGUCACCCUUGGCUGGAGCGCGGGCGCGAGUAUCAUGAAGGCCGUCACGCCGAUAUCUGUUGACGUGGGGGCGUCCUACUACUGGUACAUAAACUCGGAGUGCUUCAGCUCGCUCUCGGAGAUGGUAAAGUACAUUUGGCUGCCGCUGUGCAAGGAUUGCUCAGGAGCUUCUGAGCACACGAAGAUCGCCGCCAUCCGUUCGGGCAUCAAGCUGACCAGCUUCCCGAUUAUCAGUGAGACUGUCUUUUCGCUGAUGGCAACUGUCUAUGACACAUAUGUUCGGGAGCCUGGCUAUGAGACCCAGUGUUCACCAUCGAGUGUCACCUUGCGACACGACGCGAGCCACUACCUGCGUCAGCUCGGAGAACUGGUUCUUGCCAAUGCCAAAAUGCUGGAAGAGGUGCGCAAACAAUUUGACAAGGUUGUUUCCGAGAUGGUGGUCGCUGAGAUGUACAACCCAGACUUCGAAGACUCCGAAGAGUAUGAUGAAUUCUUCGAGGCGGCCAGCAACAAUUUUGACACCUGCGCUGCGAGGGGCCCAAUCAACUCCAUCGAGGCAGAGAAUGGCAGGAGCUGGAGGAAGGAGAUGAGUGAUGAUGACCUCACUCGACUCUGCGAGUCAUACAGCAAUGAAAGUGGACUGGACUUGAAUUGUGACGUCGAGGAGUCUCGAAAAGCUCGCGAGGAGCGAGUUGCAAACUAUGAGCAGCUUCAGAUGGGCACGCUGUCAGUCGAGGAGCUGGGUGCGCUGAUUCAUGACGUGCGGCCGACUUCCAAAGCAGGCAAGAAAUUCAAGGAGGCGCAAGAGGCCUGCCACUCCCUGUCGGAGGCAGAACAAGAAAAUUGCCUCAGCUCUGUGAACGCGCUCAAGGUGCUGCAGUUGGUGGAUGACUCGGUUCUGUCUCAAAUCUGCCAGCGCAAGGGCUUGGACUGCAAGCAGCCAUCAAAAAUGAUAUGGAAGGCAUGCACCUGGUGCAAGAAGAACGACUUUGAUGCAAUAUCGCAGGGUAUGAAGAUCUUACUCACCGACGGUGGCGGUACGGAAGACCAAGCUAGUGCGGAUCACCCGUUCGGUACAUGCACCACCGAUGCUGACUGUUGGUUGGAGAACACGAAAUGCAUUGGCGAAGAUGAAGAGAGGUUCUGUGGUUGCAAGGACUCAUGCUACACCUUGAUCCAGAAUCCCGCCAAUCCGGACGACAAGUUCGACUUGAUCCCGGCGUGCGAGGCGAGGAUCGAUGACACCAUCCGCGUGCUGGAUGACUACUUGGCAGAUGUCUACCACGAGGUGGACUGCACCCGCAUCGCGUUGGACCCCCGCUUCAAGAACAUGGAGGGGUCCAUUGGUGCAGUCUACUACAACUUUCCGCAUGCUGGCGCGGCAUGGGUGGACCUGCAACCUGGCCAAGGACACGUCACUGGCUUUUACGACAGCCAUCCGAUCGUGAACUGGAGACACGAGAACCUCAUGCGACUGUUCUUCCGGAACCUUCGGUACUUCGUCAAGCCCAGAGGUCUUGUGAAGAUCGCCUCAAACAUGGGCGCCGUUGGGGUCCGCUUCUCCUACAUUCUCGGAUCUGCGGAGCAGAACGAGUUUCAGCAUGUGGAGACCUUGCCGUUCUUGGAGUGGUCGCUCCACCGCUACGGGCGUGCUUAUGGGGACCGCCGCGACAAGAAGAAACGGCCUGGAGAUGGGCAAGGUUACAAUGCACAGAAGGCCGAGUCAGAUAUGGUGUACACCUUUGAGUACCGGCCAUCUGGCAGGGAGUUGCCACCUCAAGAGAUCAAGCUGCCGCCGACCUUCCAGACAAUCAUCGGAUGCAACGAUGGCCCCUUCAAGAACUUGGAUCACAAUUCCAGCAUGGCCUUAGCCAGGCAGUUGCACGAGCGCUUCAUCAAAGAGGUUUCCGGCACUCACGUGGGCUGA
This is a messenger RNA of Effrenium voratum, 3759 nucleotides long. The record is from the annotation of a GenBank genome assembly. NCBI's taxonomy places the organism in Eukaryota, Dinophyceae, Suessiales, Symbiodiniaceae.